Triticum turgidum subsp. durum (durum wheat) is the source of this 1872-nucleotide messenger RNA. The record is from the annotation of a GenBank genome assembly. Lineage: Eukaryota; Viridiplantae; Streptophyta; Magnoliopsida; Poales; Poaceae.
AUGGCCACCAUCACCGCUCCUCCGGCCGCUCUGCAGCCACGCGAGCACGCGAGGCCGGGCCGCGCGCUCCGGUCAGCUCCUCGUGCGUGGAGUGGGAGGAGGAGGUGCUGCCAGGUGAUCAGAGCCACGGCGAGCUCCCGCGGCCGACCCGCGGCGACGGGCAGCGGCCAGCUCGAGAGCACGGCGCUCGGGGCGUCGGCGGGCGGCGAGGAGGGCGACGUGAUCCGUAGGCUGCAGAACGGGCCGGACGUGCGCGGCGUGGCGCUGGAAGGCGAGAAGGGCCGGGCCGUGGACCUCACGCCGCUGGCCGUCGAGGUGAUCGGCGAGAGCUUCGGGGAGUGGCUGCGGGAUCAGCGGCGGGAGCGGGAGGGCGAGGACGGGGAGCAGCUGCGGGUGUCCGUCGGCCGGGACCCCCGGCUGUCCGGGUCGCGGCUCAGCGCGGUGCUGUUCGCGGGGCUGGCCAAGGCGGGGUGCGCCGUCUUCGACAUGGGCCUCGCCACCACGCCGGCGUGCUUCAUGAGCACCAUACUGCCCCGCUUCAGCUACGACGCGUCCAUUAUGAUGACCGCGUCGCAUCUCCCCUACACCCGCAACGGGCUCAAGUUCUUCACCAAGCGCGGCGGGCUAUCCUCGGUGGAGGUGGAAGGGAUCUGCGACCGCGCUGCACGCAAGUACGUCGCGAGGAAGAUGGGCCUCGGCGGCGGCGGCCUCGGCAUGCCUCCGGUGGUCAUGCGCGUCGACCUGAUGAGCGCCUACGCGCAGCACCUCCGGGACAUCAUCAAGGAGCGCGUCGCCCACCCGACGCACUACGACACCCCGCUGGAGGGCUUCAAGGUCAUCGUGAACGCCGGCAACGGCUGCGGCGGGUUCUUCGCGUGGGACGUGCUGGAGAAGCUGGGCGCCGACACCACCGGCAGCCUGCACCUGGGGCCGGACGGCAUGUUCCCGAACCACAUGCCCAACCCGGAGGACGCGACGGCCAUGUCGCUGACGCGCGGCGCGGUGCUGGCCGGCGGCGCUGACCUCGGCGUGGUGUUCGACACGGACGUGGACCGCAGCGGCGUGGUGGACGACGCGGGGGCCGCCAUCAACGGGGACCGCCUCAUCGCGCUCAUCUCCGCCAUCGUGCUGGCGGAGCACCCCGGGACGACGGUGGUGACGGACGCGCGCGCGGGCGACGGGCUCACGCGGUUCAUCGAGGCGAGGGGCGGGCGGCACUGCCUGUACCGCGUCGGCUACCGCAACGUGAUCGACAAGGGCGCGCAGCUCAACGCGGACGGCGUGGAGACGCACGUCAUGAUGGAGACCACCGGGCACGGCGCGCUCAGGGAGAACCACUUCCUCGACGACGGCGCCUACAUGGUGGUGAAGAUCAUCAUCGAGAUGGUCCGGAUGAGGCUGGCGGGGAUGGAGGGCGGGGUCGGCGGCCUCAUCCGGGACCUCGAGGAGCCAGCCGAGUCCGUGCUGCUGAGGAUGGACAUCGUGGGCGAACCCAAGAGCGCGAAACAGCGGGGCGUCGAAGCCGUCGAGGCUUUCAAGACAUACAUCGAGGAAGGGAAACUUAGCGGUUGGGUGCUGGAUGAUUGCGGGGACUGCUCGGUUGAUGAGGGAUGCCUUGUGGACAACAACGAUCAUCCAAUCGACGUUGACGCCUACAUGUACAGAGCGAAGUUCUAUGACGAGUCUCAGAGACCGCUCGGGUGGGUUCACAUUCGCCAAAGUGUUCAUAACCCCAACAUAGCACUCAACUUGCAGUCAUGUGUUCCCGGUGGUUGCAGAUCCAUGGCGGUGGAUCUAUUUGAGAGGUUUUUGUUGACAAGUGGAGUAAAUGAGUUCGUUGACACCAGCGAAGUACAGAAAUUUGUGAAGUAG